AUGGCGGACGAAAAGAAAGAGCAGGCUAAGCGCGUUGCGGCUGAAAACGGCGUUGUCAACCCUUCAGGUGCGAUGAUCGCUGCUUUUGCACCAAUGUACCUCGCUGCCAUACCUGUUACUUCAUACCUCACAAAACCAAACAGCGUGAUGCAGUCCUUGGUGCACGCUCUCAUCAAGUUAAUUCCUGGAGUUACUACAACAGCAAUAACAUCCGGUCGCGCUAUUCCCGCACUCUCAGCCAUUUACCUAUUCUGGACUUUCGGCGCUUCGGGUGCUCUCUCUGCGGCAGGGCAAGCCAUGGGACGAGAAGAGGGCCUGGACAUUCAGCACUCGAGAAAACAUAUUCACAAGCUGGAUGGGUUGCCGUUGAGGUUGAGAAGUGCGCAUUAUGCACUCAUGGAAAACUUUCCAGGUAAGCUGAUGGUUGAAGAAGGCUGUCAAAUUCGCCAGUGA
This is a messenger RNA of Alternaria arborescens, 453 nucleotides long. RefSeq lists its product as hypothetical. The transcript is spliced from 4 exons. Lineage: Eukaryota; Fungi; Ascomycota; Dothideomycetes; Pleosporales; Pleosporaceae. Bases 1 to 453 code for a protein of 150 amino acids. The record is from RefSeq and is a predicted model, not a curated record.